Molecule: messenger RNA, 2594 nt
Organism: Otolemur garnettii (small-eared galago)
Lineage: Eukaryota; Metazoa; Chordata; Mammalia; Primates; Galagidae
Gene: MIMS2
Product: family with sequence similarity 210 member B
Exons: 3
Coding region: 67-639 (190 amino acids)
Cellular component (GO): mitochondrion
Source: RefSeq, a predicted model, not a curated record
CAUCCCGCUGGGGCCUCAGGCUCCUCUCGACUCCUCAGCACCAGCCCCAAACCCUUGCAGCGCACCAUGGCCCGGCUGCUGGCGCUGCUGGGCCCAGCGGUCAGGGUGAGCGCCCGGGUCAGGCCUUGCGCCACCUGGCUCCUGUGCGCCGCCACCCCCUGCGCCCCGCCGCCCCUGACCCUGCUUCGGCCCGGGCCAGACUACCGGCUGCUGCGCACGGCCGGCGGGGACUGCCGCGGCCGCCAGGACACCAGCAGAGUCCCCGAGACAAUGGGCAACAACGUCAGCAGCACCGAGCAGAAAAAGCAAAGCAAGUCUCAGCAGCUGAAGAAGAUCUUCCAAGAAUAUGGUGCUGUUGGUGUGUCAGUGCACAUUGGGAUCUCAUUAAUCUCCUUGGGCAUAUUUUACAUGGUUGUAUCAAGUGGUGUGGACAUGACUGCAGUCCUGCUUCAACUUGGAUUUAAAGAGUCGCUGGUACAAUCCAACAUGGCAGCAGGCACAAGCACCUUUGUGGUGGCCUAUGCAAUCCACAAGCUGUUUGCACCCGUGCGGAUCAGCAUUACCUUAGUCUCUGUGCCCUUGAUUGUCAGGUAUUUUCGAAAAGUAGGGUUUUUUAAACCUCCAGCUGUAAAACCUUGAUGAACUCUUCAGUCCUAGGCCCUGAUACCUGUUUCUUUUAAAUUAUACAAUUCGGAUUGAUGUUAGAGUUGUAUUUCUUUUGGAGGGUGAAAGGAACCAGAGAGCUAACUGCUGUGUUUUCAUAGAUCAAUUUUACCUUUGCCAGCAAAAAUCAGGCUUUUGAAUAAUUACAAGUUUUUCUGCUUCAUAAAUUCUGUUAAUGACAUUCAUCAUAGAGCUUGUAUACAUCAUCUAAAAUGUCAGCCAGGCAUUGCAAAUGAGUGAACAUCUCAGAACAGGCAGACUUCAGUAUCUUCCAGAAGGAAGAUCUUUGGCAAGGAUCUGACUGCGAAAGCUCUACGGGGUUAAUCUGUGCUCAAGUUCUUAAAAUGAUUAAUUUAGGGAGUCUUUAAAAUUCCCCCUUCCUCUGAUGCUUGUCAGCUGCUUGCAGCUUUGUAUGCAAUAUUCUACAGAACAAGUGCCAGUGCUACAGUUAACGAAGCAAGGCUUAGUAUGUAAUCAGGACCUUAAUGAGCAUCAGUGUUUUGACAUUCAUUACCCUAUUUUCAGAGACAGAAAAACAUGUCUGGUAUGUUUCAUUGAUCCCCAAACACCCCAGUCUGGACAUGAUGGGGCCUACCUAUCUCAGGUAGUUUUUCUGAAAUGUAAUUAAAGUAGGUCAGGGCUAUUUGCCGCUAGGUAAAAAUGGGGAAAGUUUGUCCAAGAGCAGUGGCUUCACUUGGCUCCUCAAGCCCAUAUUUAGAAGACUCUAUCACACAUAUAAAGCUAAGGCCACCUUAGCUUCUCUGACAAUCUUUGCUUAACUCUUUCUCAAACUUCAGACACUCCAGAACUGUUUACAUCAUCUCCAGUUACAUUUUAACUGAGCUAAAAUUAUGUACAUAAAAAGGAAAAUUAGCAGCACUUGUUACAAACAGUGAAGGCAAUGGUGAAAUGCCAGCCAGGGAGGGAAGGGGAUGCAGGGCUGAUUAGUCUGCAGAGCCAGUUCUCCCCAGUGAACAUGUCUGGGAGGCCAGCUGAGACGAGAACAGACCCAAAGGGAGACUUCACCGUGAGGCAGGAAGCAGCAGGCAGUUGGAGAAGGCAUCCCAUCUGUGGGGCCCAGCAUUGUGGAAGGCUUCCCCUGGGGCCCUGCUCUGAUGCAAGCCUUCCUCCGCACUCUGAGAAUCCAAGCUGACCACUCUGCCCAACUGCGUGGUAGAGGGAGUUCCUUUAAGUUACAUUUGUUGACAGAAAACUAAAGUGACUAUUAACUGACCAUACUGGUUUUCCUGGGCUCUGACAGGUCUCUGACAGGUCUCUGGUUACCCCAUUGUAAUCCUCAUUGGUCAUCUAACUUUUCCCAGCGGAAAGAGUGCAAUUUAUUUAAAGCAUAGAUAAGCAUACCCUUUUCCACAGAAAUUGGAAAGGGUCUCCUUUGUAAAAGGAGACAGAACCAUUUUUUUCUCUUAAAACAGCCCAUUGCCAAAAGAUUUUACAGGUUUAAAGGCAGAACUGUCUUUCUAGGACCUAAUCCCAAGUACUUCAUACUGAGAUGCCCCACGUCAGUAACUCCUAUGUGCACUGGACAGAGCAUUUGUAUCUCUUGUUGAAAGCCAUUUGUUGGCUUUAGCUCCUCAACCACUUUCUGUGCCAGUCUCCCAUUCAGACCCCCAACAACGCCUAUGGAAACUUGCUGCUGCCCACAGGUUUAAGGCCUUAAAGCUUUGUGCUAACAAUAAUGGAAGUGGCCAAAAGGGCAAGCAAUAAAACCAACCACACCGAGUAGCCAUACUGCUAAGCCCCAACCCCACUCCACUUCUGUGGCCAGUGGUCAGAUAAGAAUACCGGAGAGGAUGAGGAGGGCAAAGCAUCAGGGAACUAAAGCAUUAUGUGAAUUCACCAGCAAAAUGUAAAGAUUGCCUGUGUUACCUUGUUUUUAUGUAACCAGGGAAAUAAAACUGAUCUAUUUAAAA